ACACAUCAUUUGUCCCUUUUCUCUUGCAUUUUGCUGCAGCUGUUGUUGUCGUCAAAGAUGGUGACCAAACUAGUUCAAGAAAGAAAGUUACCCACGCACACUUUUAGUUGAUGGUUUGAGAUUAUUCAUUAAAAACCAUCAUUAGUUGAAAAAGCUAGUGACGGGAAAAUCCUCUACUUAGAUCAUAUGGGCGAGCAAGAUCUUUCUUGAGAGUCAAUUCUUCUUUGAGGUGGCUGAAUCCACAGACAAGUUUUUCUUCCUUCUCGGACAAAAAACCUUUCCUAAGUAUCUUUCUUGGUACAUCUCGGCGAGGUGGAAAUUGAGGGCUGGUGCUGGCAAGGAUGUCUUGCAUGAGGCGGCGACAGAUUUUCUCUACAAGUGGUCAGUCAUAAAUGUGAGCUUCUUCCAUUUUUUCAAAAAAAUCUUAAAAGACAAAGGUUGAAUAAAAAAAUAGUAUAAAGAGAGAUGAAGGUUGAAAAACAAAAAAGAAAUAUGGGGAUCGGGCAAAAGAAAAAAAGGAGGAAGGGUUUAGCAUGCACGCGCAAAGGGAAGCCCUAGCCCCUAAGAAACAUCUUUGACUAGUCAAGUGAGUGACUACAGAGUAGUAAGCAAAGCAACUCAUUUCGCCUGCAUAGGAAGGGGAGCUCUUCUUCUCACAGAGAGCACAACACUAUGGAAGUAGAUCUGGGUAACCAGAUAGUUUUUUUCAGCCUAUAGUUAAUCAACAUGGCUGAUGGUCAUGAGUCAGACAAGAAUAUUGAGAUAUGGAAAAUCAAAAAGUUGAUUAAGGCACUGGAGUCUGCAAGGGGUAAUGGCACGAGCAUGAUAUCUCUUAUAAUGCCUCCUCGUGAUCAAAUAUCUCGGGUCACAAAGAUGUUAGGUGAUGAAUUUGGAACUGCUUCAAACAUUAAAAGUAGGGUCAACCGCCAAUCUGUCUUGGGUGCCAUCACAUCUGCUCAGCAGAGGCUGAAGCUUUAUAACAAGGUUCCGCCGAAUGGGCUGGUGCUUUAUACGGGAACAAUUGUUACUGAAGAUGGAAAAGAGAAGAAGGUUACAAUUGAUUUUGAACCUUUCAAACCCAUAAACGCAUCAUUGUACCUCUGUGACAACAAGUUUCACACAGAAGCACUCAAUGAGCUCUUAGAGUCUGAUGACAAGUUUGGUUUUAUUGUCAUGGAUGGGAACGGCACCUUAUUUGGGACACUGAGUGGAAACACACGAGAAGUGCUCCAUAAAUUUACUGUUGAUUUGCCAAAGAAGCACGGAAGAGGAGGGCAGUCUGCUCUGCGGUUUGCUCGACUUCGGAUGGAAAAACGGCACAACUAUGUGAGGAAAACUGCAGAGCUUGCCACCCAGUUCUUCAUUAAUCCUGCUACCAGUCAGCCCAAUGUUGCUGGGUUGAUACUAGCUGGUUCAGCUGACUUCAAGACUGAGCUCAGCCAGUCAGAUAUGUUUGACCCAAGGUUGCAAGCCAAGAUAUUGAACGUGGUUGAUGUUUCAUAUGGUGGAGAAAAUGGUUUCAACCAAGCUAUUGAGCUGUCAGCUGAGAUUCUAUCAAAUGUGAAGUUUAUACAGGAAAAACGUUUGAUAGGGAAAUACUUUGAGGAGAUCAGCCAGGAUACUGGGAAGUAUGUCUUUGGUGUUGAUGAUACAUUGAAGGCUCUGGAAAUGGGUGCUGUCGAAAUCCUUAUCGUGUGGGAAAAUCUAGAUAUCAAUAGGUACACGCUGAAAAACAGUGCUACAGGAGAAAUUAUCAUAAAGCACUUGAACAAGGACCAAGAGGCUGAUCAGAAUAACUUUCGGGAUUCAGCCACUGCUGCAGAGUUGGAGGUUCAGGAGAAGAUGCCCUUGCUUGAGUGGUUUGCCAAUGAGUACAAGCGAUUUGGUUGUACACUUGAAUUCGUCACCAAUAAAUCACAAGAGGGAUCGCAGUUUUGCAGGGGGUUUGGUGGAAUUGGUGGUAUUCUUCGCUACCAGCUUGACAUGCGAUCAUUUGAUGAAUUGUCCGAUGGAGAAGUUUAUGAGGAUUCCGAUUAGGAAUUCAUGAGUAGUGUUAUCACAGGACUGUGAAAGCUUUUGCCAAGUUCGGUGGGCCUUUGUUGCUGGCGGUGCCCGUGAUUUGAUCAAAACAUUACAAGAUUUUUCUGCUUAAAUAAUUGCAUAUUCAGCUGUUCAUCAUCAGAUAUUUUGGAUCGUUACGGUUGGCCAACAGUUUCCAUUUUCUUCUCUUCGUUUCUUUCUUUCCUUUCUUUCCUCUUUGUGAUCGUGAAUCCUUGCAAUGUGUCAAACUAUUCCAUGAGGAUCUCACAAUCACGAUUUUACCAUAGAACAAAAGAAUUGUCUAAUUGUUUGCUUGCUGUUUUUGUGCAAUUAGUGUUGUUGAUGAUGCGGACAGCUAGCUAGCCAUGGCAUAUCAUGCAACUUUAUGUUAGUUAUA
Messenger RNA from Populus nigra (black poplar), 2437 nucleotides. RefSeq names its product eukaryotic peptide chain release factor subunit 1-3. Gene Ontology annotation, biological process: cytoplasmic translational termination. The transcript is spliced from 3 exons. Gene Ontology annotation, molecular function: translation release factor activity, codon specific; sequence-specific mRNA binding. NCBI's taxonomy places the organism in Eukaryota, Viridiplantae, Streptophyta, Magnoliopsida, Malpighiales, Salicaceae. Gene Ontology annotation, cellular component: translation release factor complex; cytosol. The record is from RefSeq and is a predicted model, not a curated record. The coding region runs from base 727 to 2037 and encodes 436 amino acids.